Messenger RNA from Papaver somniferum (opium poppy), 2529 nucleotides. Its product is annotated as wall-associated receptor kinase 5-like. The record is from RefSeq and is a predicted model, not a curated record. Gene Ontology annotation, biological process: cell surface receptor signaling pathway; protein phosphorylation. Lineage: Eukaryota; Viridiplantae; Streptophyta; Magnoliopsida; Ranunculales; Papaveraceae. Gene Ontology annotation, cellular component: plasma membrane. Gene Ontology annotation, molecular function: protein serine/threonine kinase activity; ATP binding; polysaccharide binding. The coding region runs from base 67 to 2265 and encodes 732 amino acids. The transcript is spliced from 3 exons.
CAAACUCUCUACACCAUUAGGAAUCCAAAAAAUCAAAACCUAAACCAAAUUCCAGUACAACAUAAGAUGAAAAAAAAUACCAGAAUGAAAAUAAUCAAACGUAGUUAUUCGAUAAGCACGAUAUUUGUUCUCAUUUCACUACAAGUCCUUAUAUCCCAAAUCUCUGCAAAUUCAAUCAAUGAGUGCCCGGAAAAAUGUGGAUCCAUCAAAAUACCAUUUCCUUUCGGCAUUGGAAAUCAAUGUUCAUUAUCACCAUUUUACGAAGUUUCUUGUUCAAACCACACUCCAUAUCUUGUCACAACUGAUCAUCAAAUUUUAGGCAUAACAAAUGGCGAAUUACGUAUAAAUUCAACUUCAUAUAUUGCUAAAGAUUGUAUAAAUCAAAAUAGUACAAUAACCCAUAUUUCAUUACCAGAAAACGGACCACUUUCAGUAUCAGAUUCAUCAAAUGUUUUUAUAGCAAUUGGUUGUGAUACAGUUGCAGUAAUUACAGAUGAUAAAUCAUUCACCAGUGGUUGUGUUUCUCUUUGUUCAACACCAAGAAGUGUUGUUAAUGGUUCUUGUUCUGGAAUCGGUUGUUGCGAAUCCACUGUACCGAAAGGAAAACGGUAUUUAGGAUUAGGUACUAGUAAUAUUUUCGGUUACAAAAAUGUUUCAGAUUUUUAUAAUUGUAGUUAUGCAUUUGUUGCCGAGAAAGGAAGUUUUAGAUUUGUGGAAAAUGAGUUAAGGAAUUUUUCGGAGACUGCGAAAGAUAUGGCUAUGAGAUUGGAUUGGAGUAUUGGUAAUUAUAAUUGUGCGAGUACAAGUGGUAGUUUUAUCUGUGGGAAGAAUAGUUUCUGUGUUGAUUCUACAAUGGGUACUGGUUAUCUUUGUAACUGCUCCGAUGGGUUCUCUGGAAAUCCUUAUCUGAAUGGAACCAAAGGUUGUCAAGAUAUAGAUGAGUGCAUUGAAUUAGAGAACAAUCCGUGUGUUGGUGGCGCUCGUUGCCAUAACAAAGUUCCAGGGUAUCAGUGCAUAUGUCCAUUUGGUAGUGCUGGAGAUGGAAGGAAAAACGGUUCCGGUUGUAAGAAGUUGUAUCUAGUUAUUGAAGCUCUUCUUGGGACUGGACUGGGUUUAGGAGUGGUUUUAUUAUGCGGUUUAUGGUUCUAUUUUGCGCUUAAGAAACGAACUCUGGUCAAGCUUAAGGAGCAAUAUUUUCGACAGAAUGGAGGUUUAUUGCUGAAACAGCAAGUUUCUAAUCGGGAAGGCACCACCGAAUGUGCUAGAAUUUUCUCCUCUGAAGAACUCAAAGCAGCAACACAAGAUUAUGAUAAGAGCAGGAUACUUGGGUCAGGUGGAUAUGGGACAGUUUAUAAAGGAAUUCUUGAGGAUGGGAGUGUAGUAGCCAUUAAGAAAUCCAAAGUGAUGGAUCAAAGUCAGAUUGAUCAGUUCAUUAAUGAAGUUGUCAUCUUAACACAGAUUAAUCAUAGGAAUGUAGUAAAGCUUUUAGGAUGCUGUCUUGAAACUGAAGUUCCGACCUUGGUGUAUGAAUUCAUUUGCAAUGGAACUUUGCAUCAUCAUAUCCACGAAAAUGUGGACGGAACUCAAAUGUCAUGGUCAAAUCGGUUACGGAUAGCUGUGGAAACGGCCGAAGCUCUUUCUUAUCUACACUCAGCUGCUUCAAUGCCUAUAUUCCAUAGAGAUGUGAAAUCUUCAAAUAUACUUUUGGACGAGACCUACACAGCAAAAGUUGCAGAUUUUGGUAUAUCAAGACUGGUGCCACUAGAUCAAACACAAAUACCUACAUUGGUUCAAGGAACAUUGGGGUACUUGGAUCCUGAAUACUUUCAGACAAGUCAACUAACAGAGAAGAGUGAUGUUUACAGUUUCGGUGUAGUUCUUGUCGAGUUAUUGACCGGGCAGAAACCUGUUUCAUUUGAAAGAUCACAAGAAGAUAGUAAUUUAGCUAUGUAUUUUUUAUCUUCAUUGAAAACCAAGGAUCUCAAUGAGUUUCUAGACAAGAAUGUAGUGAAAGAAGGAAAUCUUGAAGAGCUGAGAAGAGUGACAGAAUUGGCAAGGAAAUGUUUGCUUUUGAAAGGUGAUAAAAGGCCAACAAUGAAAGAAGUUGCUCAAGAACUUGUUAACAUUGCUGCAUUCUGUAAACAAAGUAAUCAACUAGGAGAAGAUGACAAUGAACAACAACAAUGGGCGAUGGAUUUGUUCGAUCAAGCUAGCAACGAUAGUUUCAAUGCAGCAUUAUCUAUUACUUAUGAUCUGGAGAGGUAAAGCAUGCAUGGACACCAGGGUUGUGUUGGCCACAUGCAGUGCAAUCAAAUGCGACAUGCAUUUCUGAAUUCUGCCACUCUUUUUUUUGUUUUUUUUUUUUUGAAAAGAAAAGGAAAAGAGCAAAAGAGAGAAAUAAGCAUUAUCAGUUUAGUCAGUAAGAAGCUUUUGCAACUUUGAAAAAGAAGUCCAAAGUAGUACAGUCGCACUCAAACAGCUAGCUAUUGUGUAGUAAUCUUUAAUUCACUAUUCAUGUAAAUUACGGUA